AUGGACAUAGAAGAAUUUUUAAAGGACUCUCAAAGAAAAUUAAACGAAAUCCAUAAAGACACACUAGAAAUAAAGCAGCUUUUAAAGUAUGCUUUUAAUAAAGAUAUACUAGAAGAGCCUAAAGAAAGUGAUUCGCCUCCUCUCACCCCAAUCCCAAAUUUCAAAAAAGAUUUCGUUACCAACAAUAAAUUCACAGCUGGGCUUUCCAAAAAGCUAAAAAAAUAA
This is a messenger RNA of Blepharisma stoltei, 225 nucleotides long. NCBI's taxonomy places the organism in Eukaryota, Ciliophora, Heterotrichea, Heterotrichida, Blepharismidae. The record is from the annotation of a GenBank genome assembly.